Monodelphis domestica (gray short-tailed opossum) is the source of this 505-nucleotide messenger RNA. Its product is annotated as histone H2B type 2-E. Gene Ontology annotation, cellular component: nucleosome. Gene Ontology annotation, molecular function: structural constituent of chromatin; protein heterodimerization activity; DNA binding. The record is from RefSeq and is a predicted model, not a curated record. Lineage: Eukaryota; Metazoa; Chordata; Mammalia; Didelphimorphia; Didelphidae.
GUCCCUACUUUCGUUUUCUUUGGCUACUGUUCUCUUUUCUGUUAGAUUGAGAAAACUUUGAUCGCCAUGCCUGAGCCAGCCAAGUCUGCUCCCGCCCCCAAAAAGGGCUCCAAGAAAGCCGUGACCAAGGCCCAGAAGAAAGAUGGCAAGAAGCGCAAGCGCAGCCGCAAGGAGAGCUACUCCAUCUACGUCUACAAAGUGCUGAAGCAGGUCCACCCUGACACCGGCAUCUCCUCCAAGGCCAUGGGCAUCAUGAACUCCUUCGUCAAUGAUAUCUUCGAGCGCAUCGCCGGCGAGGCUUCCCGCCUGGCGCACUACAACAAGCGCUCGACCAUCACUUCCCGGGAGAUCCAGACGGCCGUGCGCCUGCUGCUGCCCGGGGAGCUGGCCAAGCACGCCGUGUCGGAGGGCACUAAGGCCGUCACCAAGUACACCAGCUCCAAGUGAGCAUGUGUCUAGAAAGAGGCAGACUCCCCUCACCCAAAAGGCUCUUUUCAGAGCCACC